AUGGAUCCAGUAACUGGAUUCAUCAGUACAAUCAGUCCAGGACCGCUCAUGGGACUAAUUUUGACACGUGGACUGCCAGUUAUAUCAAGCGUGAUGGCAAUGUUAGCUCAGCGAAAAGAAGGAAAGGCCGCAGCGCAAAAGGAGAUGACGUACAAGGAAAUACAGGAGGCCAUACCCAAGCUUCUUGAGAUUAUUGAACAGAAAGACAUUCGGCUCGUCACCAACACGUUCAACUCCACACCGGAAUUCAUUGCAUACUUCCAAGCCGCCGCCAUUGGCCCUGUGCCACUCGCGAUUUCAAACAUAGCGAGGGUUCAAGGCUGGGCUGACGAUGGCUUCGGGACAUACGUUCACCGAUUUGUUCGGAACGAAAUGGCCCCGGCUGAGGGGCGUACAAAGGGAGAAAGUCACUUCUUCUAUGUCUGGAACCCUGAUAGCGAUUGGUAUCCAGACUUCGAAGGAAGGCAGAGAGAGGAUCCUCUUGGUCCCAACUUCGGUGGCUAUCAUCACGACCUAGCCACGAUUUGUGUCAGAAUGAGAGCGGACAGACGAGCACUAAUUGCAACCACUGAGGACAACAACAAUGUCGUGUUUCAUCUCAUUAUUCCGACUUACUAUCCAAUUGUGGUAGACACGCCUAUCAUCUUCGCUGCAGAGCUAUUUCCGCUCACCAUUAUCGGAAGCCGACAUCGAGGCACGGACCUCGUCUGGUUCAACCUCACCGGGCGGUCAAGAUUUCCGAGCCCACAACUCGAAUUCAUUGGUGUAUUGCCUUUGGAGAAGAAUAAUGUGAGUGCAGGCGCCGUUGUAACCUUUCUGGGUUGUUGGCUCGGCUGUGCAGCUUCUGGGAUUGCAGCAGUCGCAUUUCCCCCUUGCGCCCCUGCUGCAGACGCCGUUUUUGUCUCAUGCUGGACCACCGGGAUGGCAUCAGGGAUGGUGGACGCCGUAGCGCAAGAAUAUGGAAGGAGAGGGAGGAAAGAAGUGCAGGUUCUGGGAGAUGCGCUUUUCCUGAAUUAG
This is a messenger RNA of Fusarium oxysporum Fo47, 1017 nucleotides long. RefSeq lists its product as uncharacterized. Bases 1 to 1017 code for a protein of 338 amino acids. The record is from RefSeq and is a predicted model, not a curated record. Lineage: Eukaryota; Fungi; Ascomycota; Sordariomycetes; Hypocreales; Nectriaceae. The transcript is spliced from 2 exons.